Messenger RNA from Aedes aegypti (yellow fever mosquito), 927 nucleotides. RefSeq lists its product as uncharacterized. Lineage: Eukaryota; Metazoa; Arthropoda; Insecta; Diptera; Culicidae. The coding region runs from base 139 to 624 and encodes 161 amino acids. The record is from RefSeq and is a predicted model, not a curated record. The transcript has 5 exons.
CCCAGACAUCCAUUGAAGAAAUAGGUGAAAAUUGGUUGCAACAUUGAUUAGUAUCAUUUGCUAGUUUAAAACAGUUCAGUUAGUUUUUGAUUGGCAGUUUAGUUUUUAUCAUAGUGAGUUACAGGAUAAACGUUGAUAAUGGGCCACAGGUUACUUAUUCUGGCGGUCGUCGGCCUGGGGUCGCUGUACGUGAUGCAUCUUCUGGCGCAAGAUUUUAUGAAAAUUUCGAAACCCCUGUUCAUGGCAUCUGGCAAACGAGACACAUCCAGGUUCAAUCGAACAGCAGAUUUAAACGACUUUGAGAAACAGAUAGACUGGAAUGGUAUGCUCAAGCGAGAUCCACUGAAAUGCUCGUUGUCGCUCAUCUGUCAACUAGCCGCAGGUGCAGAACUUAAAAAUGAAGCUGCAAAUGCAAUCUACGAAUUUAUUCAAUACAGCGUGGAGAAUAACAAAAACGUCCCAAAGAAGAUAGUCCACUCUUUCGAGCGUGGUCUCAGCUUCAAUAGGUUCAACGGAACAGACUUCGAACACUGUUAUCCUCACUACCCAUGGUGUAUCUAUUCUGCCAAAACGAUGAUGAAGCUGUUGGAACUACAUUCGAAAAUCUUCGGAACUGGGACGUAAUCUGUUGCGUUGGAUGAUGCUUUGUAAAUACUUGUAAAUUAGUUACGUAUUCCGAUUUCCCUAGACGACCUUCCCGAUGCUGCCUAUACAGCCGCUAUAAUUAUGAGUACAGAUAUAACAACUACAGUACUCAAUGCAAAGUGACGAACUUAUCUACUACAUAAAGAUGGUUUCUUAGCACGUGCUAUUAUAAAAUUUCAUAUUGAAAUCAAAAUCUGCUGAACCUUAAUUUACGGACUAACCAACCAACAAUACAUACUUAAUGAAAAAAAAAAAAUUAAGCAAAAAGAAGAAUCAAUCCUU